This is a messenger RNA of Patella vulgata (common limpet), 3850 nucleotides long. Its product is annotated as cholinesterase 1. NCBI's taxonomy places the organism in Eukaryota, Metazoa, Mollusca, Gastropoda, Patellidae. The transcript has 11 exons. Gene Ontology annotation, cellular component: cell surface; tricellular tight junction; septate junction. Bases 66 to 2003 code for a protein of 645 amino acids. The record is from RefSeq and is a predicted model, not a curated record.
UGUUGUCACGUGACUGUGUCACUGUCGCCGCCAUAUUAGAAAAUGACAUCAACAAUGUGAGAAAAAUGAAUAUUCAUUCGGCAAUUUCUCGUUUAACGAGAUUAACGGUACUAUUUGCCGUUAUUUUCAUGAAGUUUGGACAAUGUGCCUUUGAUACACGUUUCCGAAUAACGGCAAGGACCACGAUUGGUGAAGUGGAAGGGUUUUCGCAGCCCUCCCAGUACAUGGAGAAACCAAACCUUUGGACCAAUAUAUUUUUAGGGAUUCCCUAUGCGAGACGACCAGAACAGUAUGAUGAUUUUAAAAGGGAUUUUAGGUUUAAGAAACCAGAUAACCCAUCAUGGACUGGCACGUGGGAUGCCACAUUUUAUCGUCCGUCUUGUCCACAACAGACCUGGUUAAUCCGAGAAACACUACCUGGAUAUUCUGAUACAAGUGAAGAUUGUCUUUAUUUAAAUGUCUUUGCACCAAAUAUCAAAAAUGAAGGCAUCUCUACAAAUCCACCGCUCUAUCCCGUUUUGGUAUUUAUCCAUGGGGGUGGAUGGAUCAUGGGAUCUUCUGUUCAAUAUCCAGCAAUGUUAAUAGCUGAGAGACUGGUUGUUGUUGUCACAAUUAAUUAUAGAUUAAAUGCUUUAGGAUUUUUAAGUACAGGUGACGUCCACUCGCCAGGAAACUAUGGUCUUUGGGAUCAACUGAAGGCUUUAGAAUUUGUGAAACAACAUAUUGCAGCUUUCCGUGGAAACCCUUAUAAAAUAACUGUAAUGGGUCAGAGCACAGGGGGGGCCAGUGUCGGACAUCAUAUAGUAUCACCUAGGAAUGUUGACUUGUUUCAAAGAGCCAUUAUGUUGAGUGGUUCAGAUCUGAGUGAAUGGUCAGUUAUUCCUAAAGCUGAUUCAAUUAAAUAUACCAAAGCUUUGGCUUACGAAGUUGGAUGUCCGGUUUCAGAAAUGGAGAGAUUGAUGGAUUGUUUGAAAUAUUAUCGAACAUACGAUGAAAUAGUUAAUGCUUCGAUGAGAGUUACUUUACUGAGAGGAUCUGUUGGCAAUCCAUGGGGUCCAGUGGUUGAUGGACAGCUUGUUGGUGUAGAUUAUGCCUUUCUUCCUGAUCAUCCAUCAGAUAUACGUCUACAAGGUCGAUUUAAACGUAUUCCUAUCAUCUGUGGAUUAGUUUUGCACGAGGGUUCAUUUUUUAUUCCAAAUCUGCCAAAUCUACUGGAUGGAGUGACGCCCUCACAAUUUGAAAAUAUUUUACGAGAAUUUCUCUACGAUCGUUCAGCGAAAGAUAUGAUUACUACCUCAGAUGCUUUGGAAUUUGAAUACACUCACUGGCCGGAUCCUAAAAACUUCACGCAUGUCAGAGAAAUGUUGAUUAAGUUAUUAUCAGAUUUUAUGGUUGGUACUGGUACAAACGAAGUAUUGAAUUCUCAUGUUAUAUUUAAUACAGCCUAUUCUUACGUAUUUAAAUAUAGAUCAUGGAAUGACUAUCUUCCUCCUUGGAGAGGAGUUGCAAUGGGACAAGAUCUACAGUAUAUUUUUGGUUUCCCAUUCUGGAAUGAAACGUAUACAAAUAUGACUGGUCUGUAUCCACGACAAGAAUAUGAUUACAGUGAUAGAAACAUCAGCCAAUACAUGAUCAAUAUGAUUACUAACUUUACAGCUAGAGGGGAUCCAACACCAAGAGAUUUGCCGUUAUUUGAAUUCCGUAAUUCUAGUUGGAUCAGCUAUAAUCUACAGAAUCAUAGCUACCUCUCUAUUACUAAUAAAUCAGAGAAUCUUACAAACUUCAGGCAGCAGGAAUAUGCUUUUUGGAGAGAAUACUUUCCCCGAUUGUCAGGACGUGAUUUUUAUGGGAGUUUGACUGCUCCAUCACCAGAAAUAGAAAAAACGUCUCAUUAUGAAAAGGCUACCUGGUCUCUUACUGCUGCCGCUAUUUUAUUGUGUAUCGUUCUUAUUUCAUUAUUCAUAGUUAUGUGUUGUAGAGGAAGUAAAAAAGACUAUAAAUGACCCCAUAUGACAUCAAUGCCAACUUCAACCACAAAACGAGCAGAUUAUCAUGAACCCAACAAUCAGCAGCGACCUCAUGAAAAUGUUGCUCUUUUUCAUUUCACCAAAUAGUGUACUUUUUGUCCCCCGCCUUUCGAGGAUAAUCAGUUUGAUUACUCAAUACUUUUGAAAAAGGUAAAUGUGCCAUUAAUUAAUGUGUCAUCUGUUUUUAUUUUUUUUAUUUUGGCGGGGGACAUCAGCCUCACUGUUGGCUUGUUAUUUUUAAUGUUUUGUGGAUCUUAGUUAGAACGAUAAAAAUAUGGGAUCGGCACCAAAUUGGAUCGAGCAUACCUGGCAUUGAUGAUCAACAUUGGAUGGCAGAAAAAUAUCAAAAUGGAACUUUGAACAUUCCAAAAUACAUGUACUUGGCCAGGCACCAAGUCAAUGAACUUUUGUUUCUUUGCUCAACUUUAUUAUCCCACCCUGACUGAGGUUAAUGGGGAGUAUAUUCAAAUCUGAUAUUGUAAACUAACCUUAUGAUUUUCUCUAAUUGUAAUUCAUUUUGACACAGACGGUCAAAAAUAUUUUGUUUUUAAAAUAUUCCAGAUUAUAAAACCCUGUGAUUUUAAAUAUAGAUCUGUACUUUAUAUUAGCAAAUUGAUAAUUAACUUCCAUUUUAUAUUUUGACAUAGCAAGUUAUGUUUGAGACACUAAGCCAGAUGGAUCACAAAUGGCAUCAUUUGAUUUUUUGAACCCAAGCUUACACAUUCCUACACAAUUACUGGGAUAUUCAGUUUUAAAUGCACAUAUUAUAUACAUAUAUUUUUUUUUUAAAUAUAAUUUUGUUUCCUUUUAGAUAUACAAUUGUAUAUUUUGUAUAUAUAAAUACAUUUACUAAGAAAAGAACUAUAAAUCAGUUCUCUAAUCUGUACCUCAUUUGAAUAAAUUAUCAUAUCAUUUUCAUAAAUUAACAUUGUAAUCAAUCACAUUUACAUUCAAUUUAUUUUUUACAAUGUGAUUUUUUAGCCUAGUUUUCAUUUUAUUAAUUAAUUUAUCAUUUGUAAAUAAAAUCAUCAUCAUUAACUUAGUUUAGUUUAUUCAAAUUAAUAAAGGGAAGAAAUUCCAAUUCUUAAUCAAUACAGCUCACAUGGUAAAUGUUAAUAAAGACCCAUUUGGUAAAAGAAAGUCAGAACUGUGAAGCAGAAAUAAAUUAAACAUACAUUAUGCAAGAGCUAAAUCUGCCAAUUUGAAGGUCUUUCUUUAGGCCUGAAAUGUUAUAUAAAUUAUUAAUUAGACAUUAAUUAACUUAUCCAGACCAUAAUCAACUCUCGAUUGCAUCGCUAGCCUGCAUAUUUACUGGAUUAGAACCUGGUCUGUUGCUUCUGAUUAAAUCAAAAACUGGAUAAUCGAGACUAUGAUUUUUAUCGUAUUGACUUUAGUAAUGAUGAUCGAGGCUAUGCCCAAAAUUCAAUGCUAAAUACAUGGUUCAGGGUUGAUCAAUUUGACUGAAAUUUUCAACAAAUUCCCUUUACAUUAUCUAGUUUUUAAUUAUUAUAGUGAGAACUACCAGCUCUUUAUCUAACUACCAUAAUGUAUCUUUAACAAUGACAUUAACGCUCUUUCUCCAUGACAUCACUGUUAUGUGAAAGCAUGCAGUGACAUUAUUGUAGGUUUAUAAAUUAAUCAGGUUCCCAGAAAAUAGUUUCAAAUAGAGUAACCUAGUUAUUUUUAUUCAUUUAUCAUGCACAAAUAUUAAUUAUAUAGUAAUUUAUCCAAUUUUUAUGAAUUUCUCGAGAUUUCCAUUUUAAUAUAAAUGAAAGUGAAUAAUGAUAUAAUAUUUUGUAAAAUAAAUUUUUCUAUAAGAACUC